AUGAGUGAUGCGGUAUACCCGGAUCGUGACAAUAGAAAAUUGGUUGCCAAAAUAUACGACCUUCUUAAUUUCAGCAAUGAGGAGGGAUUUAUUAAUCCUGUUCAUUGCGUGGACAAGCAUUAUACCCACGAGGCUCAUGCUUACGAAGUCCUAUCCAAGUUGCACGGGGGCCGAUGGGACAAGACUCUGGCAAUGCAAUUUAAUGACUGGAUUGAUUGGGAUUGGCGGUUCUGGAUCGAAGUUGAGUAUGCUCACAUUGCUGCAAUGACCACAUCAGAGUAA
This is a messenger RNA of Histoplasma capsulatum G186AR, 282 nucleotides long. RefSeq lists its product as uncharacterized. The coding region runs from base 1 to 282 and encodes 93 amino acids. The record is from RefSeq and is a predicted model, not a curated record. The transcript is spliced from 3 exons. Lineage: Eukaryota; Fungi; Ascomycota; Eurotiomycetes; Onygenales; Ajellomycetaceae.